UUUGGAGUUGUUGGUUCAUUCAAAAAGACAGCAUAUCUAUCCAAUGAGGAAAUAUAUCGUCCUAAGAAGCAAGGAAUUUACCUAUAUACCUCUCAGGUUAAGAAUCAAGCAGUUGUGAGACACGCUAGCAGACCAUGCAACCAUUGCGGGUGUGAUUUGGGAUGUGGAAAAGAAAAUGUUCAACCAUGGACGGAACGCUCACCCCCCGGUAUAGCGCUAAGGCUAAGUGAAUCGAGUAAUCCGGCUCUGGGAGAUGUUUCUAAGCGGGGUAAUCUACACGGAAGGAAAAGGGCAGGAACCAGGCAGGACAGUGUAAAGGAGAAGCGCCAGAGAAUGUAG
Trichophyton rubrum CBS 118892 is the source of this 339-nucleotide messenger RNA. RefSeq lists its product as uncharacterized. NCBI's taxonomy places the organism in Eukaryota, Fungi, Ascomycota, Eurotiomycetes, Onygenales, Arthrodermataceae. The record is from RefSeq and is a predicted model, not a curated record. The annotation marks the transcript as partial. The transcript has a single exon.